AUGACUUGGCAUUCUAAAUGGCGUGAAAAUGAUCAUCUUUUACAUCAUCCAGUUGAUGGUCAAGCUUGGAAGGAAUUUGAUUCUUUAUAUCCAAAGUUUGCUGAUGACCCCCGCAAUGCGAGGCUUGGGUUAGCCACAGAUGGAUUUAGCCUGUUCAACUCAAUGAGCAUUGUCCAUACCAUUAUCAAGGACUUGAAGGAUUUGUGGGAGUUUAGGUUGGAAACUUAUGAUGCUUCAACUAAUCAAAGGUUUGAUAUGCAUGUAUCAUUCAUGACUACCAUGAGUGAUUUUCCGGGUUAUGUAAUGUUAUCUGGGUGGAGCACAAAAGGAUACUUGGCAUGCCCUGAAUGUCAUUAUGAAACAGAUUCUGAGUGGUUACCUUGUAGUGGUAAGAAUGUGUAUAGGGAAAAUCGUAAAUUUUUGGAUCCAUCUCACCCUUGGCGUCAUGAUAAGAGGAAUUUUGACGGAAAACUUAAGGAAAGAAGUCAACCUAUUCCAUUGAAUGGAAUUUAUAUUGAGAAUAUGUUGAGUGAUUUUUCAAAUGCAUUUGGAAAGAAGCAAAAGAAACCAAGGCGUGAUGUGGAUGAUCCGAAUCCGUGGAGAAAGAUACCCAUAUUUUUUGAUGAGUUGCCAUAUUGGAAGCAUUGCUCUAAUAUCCAUAAUCUUGAUGUAAUGCAUAUUGAGAAAAAUGUCUUUGCGACAUUAUUAGACAUUUCUUGGAAGACUAAGGAUAAUUUGAGUGGUCGUCGAGAUUUGGUAGAACUUAAUUUGAUGCUAGAGCUUCAACCAAUAGAAUUGGAAGAUGGUAGUGAAGAAUUUCAAAGAUCUCGCUUUUGGAUGUCAUUGGAGCAAAAGCGUAAGUUCUGGCAGGUUAUAAAAAAUGCUAAGCUUCCUCAAGGUUAUGCUUCCAACCUUAGUCGUUGUGUGCAAGUUGGAGAAAGGAAAAUAGCAGGCCACAAAAGCCAUGAUGCUCAUUUUAUAAUGAAUUAUCUUCUUCCAAUUACUGUGAAGACAACAUUACCCCAAGAUGUUGCUAGUCCUUUGAUAAGACUUUGUGCUUUUUUCAAAGGUAUAUGGAGUAAAACUAUUGAUCCUCGAGAUCUUGGAAAAUUGCAAUAUGAUGUAGUUGAAACUCUAUGCCUACUUGAGAGGACUUCUCCACCUGCUUUUUUUUUUUAUAUAAUGGAACAUUUACCCAUACACUUGGUAGACCAAAUUAAGUUGGGUGGACCUGUGAGUUCAAGGUGUAUGUAUGGAAUUGAGAGGAAUCUUCAUGAAAUGAAACAAGAUGUUCGAAACAAGGCUCGCCCAGAAGGCUUAAUGGCAAAAGGAUACCAAGCUAAAACAUGUGUUGCUUUCAUAGCUAGAUUUUUGAAACGAUAA
Chenopodium quinoa (quinoa) is the source of this 1383-nucleotide messenger RNA. RefSeq lists its product as uncharacterized. NCBI's taxonomy places the organism in Eukaryota, Viridiplantae, Streptophyta, Magnoliopsida, Caryophyllales, Amaranthaceae. Bases 1 to 1383 code for a protein of 460 amino acids. The record is from RefSeq and is a predicted model, not a curated record. The transcript is spliced from 2 exons.